AGGACUACUAACCCCCAGAACUGGGAGAAGUGGGAAGCCGUUAUGGCUGAUUUAAUACAUUUUUAUCAGCGGCUAGAAUAUGAAGCUUCUUCCUGUCGUGGGCGUGAAUUCAGAAGUUUUCCAUUUAGAUUCAAUUGAAGAUUUACUUUGCCCUCCCCUCACUCUUACAGUUCGCUUUACUUAGAGGAGACUUUUAAAGCUGGAUUGGAGCUGGAACAGUGACCGCGGUGGUUUCGAGCUAUGUUCUACCAGCCAAGUCGCGCGUCGGACGGGAUGAUGUGGCCGGUCAGAAGCGACCGUUGUAUCUCUUGACGGGCAAUUGAUUGGAAGUGCCCCAGAAUUAGGUGGUGGCAAAUCCGAAGAGUAUCAGACAGAUACACGACUGGGUUGCUGUAAGCCCUGGGGACACAAGCUUGACGCGAUCGGCGUGUUGCCGUGACUGUAAUUUCUUGAGCUGGUGCCAGUUAAAUGCAGUGAGGGUGCCUGGCGCCGAGCGCUGUCGACAUGUGUGUUCGCCUCGCCCUGGCACACUGUCGCCGGCUGAAAUCUUCUCAUCCUUUACUAUUGGUGGUGGCGAUCGCAGUAUGCUUGGUUUACCCAUCACUCACGGUCUUCCGACUAAGAGCAGGCAGCAUCAGUCCCCCUGAGCUGAAGCGUGGCUCCUGGAAUAAGUCAACACAAGUCCCAAGAAACGGGCAGAAAUCUGACGGGGAUCCUAAGUGCAUUUCUGGACUCGCUGCACUUCAAAACCUGAUCGAGGUUGAACCCACAGAAUCUAAUAGCUUCAACAAUCGCAAGAAAACUGUUGUGCUACGAGGAUAUAAUUCCAUUAGUUCAUCCGACCUUCGAUUAUAUCGGCAAAUUUUUGAUCAGUAUGGUUAUGAGCUUGUUCUACCACCACAAGCUGGAGGAACCAGCUACAAGGAAGGAUAUAAAGAAGCUGGAGCUGAACACUGGGACUUGUUGCUUUGUUUCACAUCAGAUGAACUUGAUGAUGACAGGUGCCUUCAAAAGGAAAUGUUUGAUCAACUCCGACUCCAUCAGAAGGUAAACAAGAUACCAGGAUUAGAGAAUACACUUUGCAGAAAAGAUGGCUUUUGUGAAAUUAUGAAGAAUGCCCAAAGCCUACCAGUUCCUCAACCUUUGGCUGUUUCACCUUUGUGCUUUGACCAUUAUAUGGGCUUGGAAACUGCUAGCAACAAGAUAAGGGCUGAAGAUAUGAAUCCUCACCAAGGAUAUAAGUCUUCUCUGAAGCUUCAAAGACCAAGCAAUGACAUUGACAUGAAACAAAAUUAUGCUUUUUCGGAAAAUGCUCUCUGGGGAAAGCGGCAAGGUGUUCCAAUAGAAGGCCUUUCAGCAAUUCUCAAAGUCUAUGUUUUGGUGACCUCACUGUCUCCACUACGAGCAUUCAUUCAUUCAACUGGACUUGUCCAAGGUGAACCCAAUAAGAAGUUCUUUGUUACCAAGCUUCUGGAUUAUUUUGAAAAGUACUUUGGGACAGCUGCUUCUGCACAGGCCUUUGAGAACAUGAAGGAGCAAAUCACACAACUAUUAUUAAUAGCGGAAGUGAAUAUUGAACUUUCCCCUAGCAGUAAAGGAACAUCAGAAAGAUGUUGUUCGUGUUUUCAAUUAUUGGCCUUUGAUCUUAGCUUCGGUUCAUCUCUCUAUCCAGUGAUUGUUGAGGUACACCAACAGCCUGUCUUUGAAGCAGAUGAUAACAUAGCUUUUGCAGAUCGCAUCACCAAAGAUUUCCUACUGGAAGAUACUUUCAAGCUGCUGUUAUCGGGUGCAUCUGUAGUAAGUGAACUAUACGAAGCUUUAGAAAAUGUACAUCGAUCUGCAAGAUUGAAGACUAACAGCUGGCUCCAGAAACGUGAACUUUGUCUGAGUGCAAGAGAUGUAACAAUCAUUAGUCACUUUCAAAUGGAAUUCAAGAGCCAAGGGAAGUUUCAGUUGCUUUAUCCAUCUACUAAUCCAGAUUAUCAAAGGAUAUUAUAUGCAUUAUAUCACAAGUUUGAUAGCACGGCCAGGACAAGAUCUAUUCGAGAGAUGCAUCUGCUUCUUUCAGAGUUACAAGAACAAUUCCAAGCUCUUCACCUGAAGAACAGUUUGAAUGACUUCAAAUGGGAACCAUUCCAGACUAUACCACCUCAUACAUUUGUAAAGAUUGACAACACCAAAAUCGGUCAGAAUAAGCCAAACAAUUGCAGCACAGCCAAACAUACCCUGACAUACAUCUCUUGGGUUCUUACUAGACCACAGUUGAAACUGAAUCCCACUUUUACACCAAAGAUCAAAGUGUACUACUCGGAGGUCCUAUUUGAUGUGGAAAUAAUAAAGAUAAAAGCAGAAGCAGCCAACUGCCACUGUCAGGUACAUCUGGAUGAGAAAAAGGGAUCCAGUUUCGCAAACUAUCCUCUUGGCCUUGGAAACAACAGGAUCCAUAUUCUGGUGUCAGAUGAGUCUCGUGCCAAACCUGCUAUUGUAGCAACCUACACCAUCAAUGUGUACCGUCAUAGCCGCCCCAGUCUGCCUGUAUUUGAUGAAAGUGUCAUGUGCAGUUUUUUGCAGGACUGUGAGUUGAUAAUCCAGCCUGAUAAACCUUGUGGCCUGCAGCCAGUGUCAAAUGGUUCCCUCUCAACAGUUCUUCAGAGGCAGAUUGAAUCCUGCAAAACAGGGGAUGCCAAAGGGCAAUGGUUUGUUCCUUGUUUGAGCUGUUCAGACAACCGGACCUGUGACUGGCAGAGGGCAAGGUGGCAGCCAGACAGCUGUCAUCACCUUUCACCAACAAGGAGGCAGCUUCAGCAGUGUAUGAGUGGAAGGAAGGUUCUUUUUAUUGGAGAUUCAACCAAUAGGGGAAUGAUGUACUACCUUAUGGAAGAAGUGAAUGAAACUCUUCAGGAGUGGGAUAAAGCUCAUGACAGUAAAUUCUAUUACAACUUAAAUGGAGGACAGUCAUUCACUAGUUAUGUGUACUAUCCUCAGUUCUGGCUGAGUUUAGACCAGAGACCAACAUUUGAAAAGGCUUUGGAGCAACUCAUUCAAAGGUCGCAUCCCUUAGAAAACAAUGAUCAGACGGUCCUGGUCGUAGGUGGUGUGCAAUGGUUAAACAAACGUCAUCUGUACAUCAUACAGAAGGUUUUACAAAGACAGAAUCUUUUGAAUAUUCUGGUAAUUAUAAAAUCUAUAGGAAUGGGAUUUCACCUGCCAGUGGAUGGAAUCCGAUCUUUGUCUUUGAAAGAAGUUCAAAAUUUGUGGAAAGAAAACGUGGAAAUACUCUCUGAGGCAAAGAACUGUGGUUUUGAUGUUGUUGAUACAUUUAGUAUCACUAUGGGACGGUAUAAAGAAUUCCUUCAGGGAAAGUGUGCAUGUCAUUUUCAUGAGGUAGUCAAAACUGAAAACUCUAUAUCAACAAUUCAUACAAAAAUGAAGCAUUUAGCACAUUUCCUUACAGAAAAGGACAAAUCAAGCCAGAGAAAGCAUUCGACACAAGAUGUUUUGUCUGCCUUUAAAUCACACUAUCAUGUCAAAGGUCCAAUAAACCAGGCUUAUUCAGAAAUUCUUCUCAGCAGACUCUGUGUUAACAGAUCGAAUAUUCUGAGUACUCAGCAAUAAAAAAUAGACACUUUUUACAGUUUUAAGAUUUGCUGCUUCCCUGGAGAUCAGUGCAAAAUACCGCACGGUAUGUAUUCCAUUUCUCUCUGAUUGGCUACAAAUCCUUCCACCACCAAAGACAUGUGACACUUUUUAAAUCUUUAUGAAAUCAAUAUGUUCCUCUGCAAAUGUGAGGCUUCAGAGUGGCAGAUGGAAAACCAGAAAAUUGAUGUGACUCGCUGUCUGGCCAGAUGAAUUGCAUAAACAGCUGUGGGCGAAACAAAGUAUUUUACACAAGAUUAAGUACAUGAGAGACUUGAAGUCCUUAAGUAAGCCACUUAAUCCUUUCUGUGCAAUAUUCAAUCACUGUGUGCACUAUUUUUUUGCCGGAUUUCUGAAUAGCUUUUAUUUUUAUAUGUAUUGUUCACCAGGAAUCACAUUCCCCAGAUAUUGCUGGUGAUAUCAAAUUAUAUAUACCUCACAGUGCCUGUGUUUAUACUGCCAUUUUUUGGCAGGAAGGAAAAUGGUUUAGUAACUGCCUGAAUUAUCAAAUGUCUUAAGUGUACUUUACAUACAAUUUUCAAUGUUUACAAAAUGCUGGUAUUUUUCUACAUUUACUUUUAAUACAUACAUGUCUUUUUAAGUUUUCUAUUAAACCUAAUAGUGCUUAUGUUUGUGAUGCUACAGAUGACUAUUUUUAUCAUCCAUGAAUGCACUUGAAAUAUACGAAUAAAGAAAAAAUAUUUUUG
This is a messenger RNA of Mobula hypostoma (lesser devil ray), 4343 nucleotides long. RefSeq names its product cadherin-like and PC-esterase domain containing 1 (gene cped1). Bases 505 to 3615 code for a protein of 1036 amino acids. NCBI's taxonomy places the organism in Eukaryota, Metazoa, Chordata, Chondrichthyes, Myliobatiformes, Myliobatidae. The record is from RefSeq and is a predicted model, not a curated record. The transcript is spliced from 22 exons. Gene Ontology annotation, biological process: protein modification process.